CCCGGCCCGGCCGCCCAGCCGCGCCGCCGCCCCGCGGCCCCGGCCGGAGGAGACAGAUCAACCAGUCCCUCGAUGGGGAGCGACGGCGGCCUACCUCUGUGUGUCACCUGCCCACCUCUCUGUAGCAAGGAAAGGAGCUUCAGCACUUCUUCAGUAAUGAUGAUGAAACUGGUAUUAACUGAAUGGCAUUUAUGGAUUUUUAACUCUAAUUCACAGUAAACCCCAAGCCAUAUGUUGAAUCCAACCAAAAAUCGUUCUAUUCUGCUGCGUGUCUCAUCCGAUUGUGAGAAGUUUCGAGAUACCUGUUUGUACAAAGAGGAAUAUAAGUAUUAUUACUUGCUGGAGGAACACACUGAAGCAGAAAGAGAAGACGUCUUAAUUUAUCCUUAAAGAUAUAUGAUAGAAUUAUUUAUAUAGGUAGAGUAAAUAUAUAUAUAUAUAUAUAUUUUUGGUGGUAAUGAAAAUGGCCCCGCAGAAUGCCGACUCGGAAUCUCUGCGAGUUCAGGAGUUGCCGGUGCCCCUGCCGGACCUGCAGAAGCCGGGGAGCGCGGAGGCGGAGACGCACGACGAGACCGUCAGCGAGGGGUCCAUAGACCGCAUCCCCGUGCGCCUGUGGGUGAUGCACGGGGCUGUGAUGUUUGGCAGGGAGUUCUGUUACGCCAUGGAGACGGCGCUGGUCACGCCGAUCCUGCUGCAGAUCGGCCUUCCGGAGCAGUACUACAGCCUCACCUGGUUCCUGAGCCCCAUCCUUGGCCUCGUCUUCACCCCCCUCAUCGGCUCCGCGAGUGACCGGUGCACCCUAAGCUGGGGCCGCCGGCGGCCUUUCAUCCUCGUGCUCUGCGUGGGCGUGCUCUUUGGAGUGGCACUUUUCCUUAACGGCUCUGCCAUCGGUCUGUCCCUCGGCGAUGUCCCCACCCGGCAGCCCAUUGGCAUCGUCCUCACGGUGCUGGGGGUGGUGGUCCUGGAUUUCAGCGCUGACGCCACCGAGGGGCCCAUCCGCGCCUACCUGCUGGACGUGGCGGACAGUGAGGAGCAGGACAUGGCCCUCAACAUCCAUGCCUUCUCUGCCGGCCUUGGCGGGGCCAUCGGCUACGUGCUGGGGGGACUGGACUGGACCCAGACCUUCUUGGGCUCCUGGUUCCGGACGCAGAACGAGGUGCUCUUCUUCUUCGCGGCCAUUGUGUUCUCGGUGUCGGUGGCCCUGCACCUGUUCAGCAUCGACGAGGAGCAGUACGGCCCCCAGCAGGAGCGCAGCGUGGAUGCGGCCGAGGCCCCGGCCCCCGGCCCCCGUGCCGGCGCCCUGGACGGCGGUGCCCUGUUCCCGGACGAGGUGCAGUCAGCGCACGAGCUGGCCCUGGACUACCUGGACGCGGGCAUCGUGCGCAGCAAGAGCGACUCGGUGCUGCACGUGCCGGACGCCGCGCUGGGCCUGGAGCCCGAGCUGCUCUUCUUGCACGACAUUGAGCCAUCCAUCUUCCACGACGCCUCCUACCCUGGCACUCCCUGCAGCACCAGCCAGGAGCUCGCCCGGGCCCGGCCGCCCCGCCUGCCCCCGCUGCUCUGCGAACCCGCCGGGGAGGACGAGACCCUGCUGGAGAACCACCUGAGCACGGCUGGGCUCCCCAACGGAGGCAGCUCCCCACCCCACGGCGGCCUCGGCGGCUGCAGCCGGGUGGACGUGAAGCCCACGGCCACGGCGGGCUCCGGGCGUCGGCGUCGGCACAUGUUCCGCCGGCAGGCCUCCAGCACCUUCUCCUACUACGGCAAGACCGGGUCCCACCGCUACCGCUACCGGCGCGCCAACGCCGUGGUCCUGAUCAAGCCCUCGCGCAGCAUGAGCGACCUGUACGACCUGCAGAAGCGGCAGCGGCAGCGCUGCCGCCGCCGCAACCAGAGCGGGGCCACCACGUCCAGCGGGGACACAGAGAGCGAGGAGGGCGAGGGCGAGACCACUGUCCGGCUGCUCUGGCUGUCCAUGCUGAAGAUGCCCCAGGAGCUGGUGCGGCUCUGCCUCUGCCACCUGCUCACCUGGUUCUCCGUCAUCGCUGAGGCCGUGUUCUACACCGACUUCAUGGGCCAGGUCAUCUUUGAGGGGGACCCCAAGGCUCCAUCCAACUCGACUGCAUGGCAGGCCUACAACGCGGGCGUGAAGAUGGGCUGCUGGGGCUUGGUCAUCUACGCGGCCACCGGUGCGACUUGCUCGGCCCUGCUACAGAAGUACCUGGACAACUACGACCUGAGCAUCAGGAUCAUCUACGUGCUGGGAACGCUGGGCUUCUCCAUCGGCACAGCCGUGAUGGCCAUGUUCGCCAACGUCUACGUGGCCAUGAUCAUGAUCAGCACCAUGGGCGUCGUCUCCAUGAGCAUCUCCUACUGCCCCUACGCCCUGCUCGGGCAGUACCACGACAUUAAGGAGUACGUUCACCACAGCCCCGGGAACUCCAAGCGUGGCUUUGGCAUAGACUGUGCCAUCCUCUCCUGCCAGGUCUAUAUCUCCCAGAUCCUGGUGGCCUCCGCCCUGGGCAGCGUGGUCGAUGCGGUCGGGACUGUGCGCGUCAUCCCUAUGGUGGCCUCUGUGGGCUCUUUCCUGGGCUUCCUGACGGCCACCUUUCUGGUCAUCUACCCAGAGGGGUCUGAAGAGGCCAAGGAAGAGCAGAAGGGCCUGUCUUCCCAGGCUCUGGGCGAAGGCGGGAGCAGCAGCAUCGAGAAGCCCACGGUCCUGAAGCUGUCCCGGAAGGAGGGCCCGCAGCGGCUCGCGGAGACCCAGUCGAUGGUCUGAGCCGCGCCCCGUGCACACACAUUCCAGGGUGGGCAGGGAGGCGGGGAGGGCGGGGGACACCGCCCCUGCAGGCUGGCUGCUGUGGCCUUAGCGGCAGCGCAAACCAGAGUGGAGGCUCGGUAGUUGUAGGGUAGCUUUGCGCCACUAGGCAAAAAUACCACGUUAAUUACUUUUCCCACAAUUAAAAAGAAUCAUUUGAAAUCUUUUUUUUUUAUUGAAAAGGAUCUUUUAAUUUCAACUUUGUCUUUUACUCUGCAGGUAUAUUAUUCUGCAUGGUUUAAAAGUAUAAACCAGAUUUACAACAUAGACCAUAAGUGAUUUAGAAAAAAAUAAGGAUUUUGCAUUUCUAAAGUUAUAAUUGAAAACAAAAAAUAUCUGAUGUAUUUUGCUAUAUCUUAUCUGAAUUCUUCAGAUAGCAGUCAUGUAGUCAGUGACUAAAACAUUUUUAUCAAAUUUUUUCCCCUGUGGAUGCCUACAGGUAUUUGGACGUUCAGUCAGAUCUCAUCACAUUUUGUUGGUGCUGCAGCUAUUGGAGAGUAUUUUUCUCUAUGAUUACUUUAGGAAAAAAAAUUUUUUUUUCUUCUUUUUUUUUUUUUUCCCCGAAACUGUGGUUUUCUUGGAAGAACAGCAUCUAUCUCCUGUUUUCCUCAGAGUCUGCCGCAUUGUGCCCGGGCAGCCCUGUUCGUGGGCGGCGGGCAACAGUAGUAGUGACACCAAAGCCAGGAGGAGGCAAGGCCCCCGGGUUCUCGUGGGGUGACCAGGGCAAUUCACAAGGGCCAAUUCCAGACCCCCCGCCCAGCAGGCUGGGAUGGGCUGCCAGCGCCGGGGUAGCCCUUGAACUAGCAGACCUGCCCCUGCCUGCGGGCCUACCUGCGUGUGGCUGCCCGUGCCCAGCCCUCCUGCCCGUCGUCCUGUCCGAAGCUCCCUGGAGAGGCUCUGAUUCUUGUGUUGCACUUUGAUUUGUCUGUAAACCAUUUGUGCGGGCAAUCACGAGGGCAGAGCUCCCGGUGUGGCUCUGCCUCUGGCGCCCCACCACCAGGCCCACACGCCGGACACUCUGCACCCUUCUGACCUCUGCGCCUGCUCACCCCGCUGGCCACUGGAAUCGGAGCCACCUCACGGUGAAGAAGUGGGUCUUGGGACGGAAGGAAGGUCCAGUCCACGGGUCAACUCGGCGCGGUGUUUCUAGUUUCAGCGGAGAACCAAACUCGGGCCCCGGGGAAGCACGGUCGUCACAUGCUGCAUCUGUUUGGAAAUGCUUUUCAAACCACACUCUCUUUAUAACUAAGCAGUUUCUGCUUUUCUUCUUUGGAACGGUCAGUCUAGGUUUACUGAUCUCAGGAGAAAGAAGGGAGGCCUCCCGCCCAUUACCCGGAUAAAGUGAGAGAGGAUUGUAAUACUUCGCUGCCUCAAGUUGAUGUUUUUUUAAAUAAAGUACUUUAAAAUGCAUGAGAAUCAUGCUGCAAUAUGAUCAUUCUAAAGCAAACAUAUAUUUCAAGAUGAAGUUAAGCAGUUUUUAAAUAAACUACUUGAAUUUCCUGUGUGUUGAAAGGAGUAGCGGUAUUUGAUGUAUUUGACCACAGCCUCUGGUCUUGCCCCGUCCGUUGCUGGUGGUACUUUGUAGGUUGUGGUUUGUGUCCAAGGAGCAGCGGUGCCUGUCCAUGUCGGACGUGUCCACAGGCCACGUGUCCUCCCUCAGAAACCCAGGAUCACAGAGAACCGACCAGAAGAUGGGAGUGUUUUCGAUGGCAUCAUAGCUGGAGCAUGACCUUGGGAAUCUCGUGCUUGGAUGGGAAAGCCCUUCCCACCACUGGAGGCCCUCUCGGUGUUCCUGAGGCCCCCACUGGCCAUCCGGUGUGUGCUUCUCAACACCCUCCCCCUCGCCUCCCGCUCCCCCCAGCCAAGCGGGUGCCCCCAGCAGGUCACUGACGUGCAGUUCAGUGGCCUUCAUAGCUUUCGGAUGGUAGGUCCUCCUGCUGUGAUUCGAUCGCAGCCUGCGUUUAGCUGCUCCUCGAGGGUUCUCCUGGCAGCUAGAAAACAGGGAGGCCGGAGAGCAUAGACUAUAUGGGGAUGGUGGCGGGGAUGGUGGGGAGAGGGCCACCCCUCGUGGGCCCACCCCUAUCCACAGCCAGCGCUCCCUUCCAGACCCAGGGCCCUCAGGGCCCGGCUGGGGUUUGAUUUAUAGGAGCAAGAGGGGCUUGUGGCGAGACCACCACCUGGAAAGCGUGUUGACCCUGGAGAUCCCAGCCUUAAAGUUGACCGUGAUCUGCACCAGCGAAGACAUCAAAGGACAUUUGUUGAAGUCACUGUUAGGACAAGAACCACCUGGAAAGUGCUUGCGAUAAAGGCCUGCAGGGAAGGGCGUGGCCGCUGCUGGCGGCUCCGGGCAGAAGCGAGUGUCCUGCCGUCGAGCUUUACAGAUUUCAAAGCCUCUGGCUGUUUGUGACCAAAGUGUGUCUUACUGUGUCGGUCUGGGAGGGCAGGUGCCUUGUGGUCUGGAUCGGGGGCAGCCAUGGAGCCGCCCCGGCCCGCAGCACUGCCCUCCAGGCCCCUCGCCUGGGAGCGAGCAGGCACCAUCCUUGCAGUGAGGUUAUUCCCAGGUCGCACUGACUUGAAGCUCUGUCGUCACCUUGUGUCUUAAGAGGAGCCGAGAGGCAGGGCGGGCGGGCUGCGUGAGCGCGGUGGUUGCCGCCCAUGGCUCAGGGGUGUGUCCUAUCGCUGUACCUCAGGGCGACGUGGGGCGACUGCCCCAGAGCGGUGCUCUGUGGCCUGCUAACUCGAAGCGUCCUCUGUCUGGUGCUCCGGCCAAGGGGACUGGUCAGGUUGUGACCAGUGGGCUGUGACAACCCCUGGGUAGGCUGGCCGGGUGGCCGAUGCUGGAGAUGACCCUGGAGUUGGCCUUGUGGGCCCCGGGGGUCUGUGGGCACCGCUCAGGGCCCGGCGUCCCUGAGCAGGGGGCUUGGCAGGGAUUUGGUUGGUCGCCGUGUCAUAUAAAUGGACUUACUACCAAAAUAGGGUAACAUAGGUCUGGUUUGCACCCCUGGUUCCCUAUAAAAGCCCGCUGAGUGGAGAAUCAAAUCGAUGCCCCAAACACGUGGCGGGGGUCUGCCCCGUGUGGGAGCGCCCCCGUGGGGAGGCUCGAGGGGCCAUCGAGGUCGGCCAGGUGGGACCUGGUCCCAAUUCUGUCGGCAGGGUCAGCACUGCGAUGUUCCCCAGGUGGCUGGAGGGCCCCUGAGGUGGGGGGACCAGCAGUGUCCCCCAGAGGGAGGCAGGGCGGCUGGCUCCAAAUGGUCCUCGGGUGUGUUUUCUUAAAGGCUCGAGUGUGUGGAGACGUAGAUCUCUGGCCCCCCAGAACCCCAAGGUGGAGCCUCUGAGAGGCUGCAGGGGCAGGAGUGGCUGGUAGAGCUUGUGGGGAAGGGCCGUCCUCUCUGUCCAGCCUUCGCCUUCCGGGCACCACAGGCCCCUGUAGCCUGAGCUGAAAAAACGCUCCGGGAGGUGCCAGCCGAUCCCUUGUGCAGCUGAGGGCACGCAGCAGCCGGUGACAGGGACAGCUGCGCAGAGCAAGGCUGUCAGACACCAGAUUCUCUGGACAUGAGCCACCUUCGAGCUGUUGGGCUUCCACCCGGGCUUCUGUCCACCUUUGGCUGCCCCGGCUGUGAGCGCAGGCACCCCUGUGAGGGGCCUCCUGGGAAGGUUGCUGCCAGAAACGGACGUGCCCGACUCUCCGUGUUCCAUCCGCAGGCAGCUGCUUCUAGGACACACCAUCCAUCUCCUGCCCGCUUCCGGGCCUGGGGCCCCAGGCCUGGGGCUGCCUGACAGGGCUAACGCGAGGGUCCACCCCCUGAGCGUUCCUGGGGCUCAGCUGUCAGCGGAGUGGUGUCGAUUCAUCGUGGCCCUUGGGCACCCGGUACGUUUGGGGGCUGUUGUCAUUACCUCCUCGUGGGGAGCUGCCCACUGCCGUCCUGGCCCCUUGGCCAGCCCAUCCUGGGGAGUGGCCGCCUCCACUGGGCCUCCACCGAGCUGAGUGCCCACCUUGCCCUCUUGCCCUACCCCGGGCUGCCAGGGGCACAGCUCCACGUGCUGUGGACCGAGACUCU
This is a messenger RNA of Globicephala melas (long-finned pilot whale), 6876 nucleotides long. It is a transcript of the gene SLC45A4, whose product is annotated as solute carrier family 45 member 4. The record is from RefSeq and is a predicted model, not a curated record. Gene Ontology annotation, cellular component: membrane. NCBI's taxonomy places the organism in Eukaryota, Metazoa, Chordata, Mammalia, Artiodactyla, Delphinidae. Gene Ontology annotation, molecular function: sucrose:proton symporter activity. Gene Ontology annotation, biological process: transmembrane transport.